AUGUCGGGCUUCUUUACAUCCUUCUUCCAGUGGCUGAGCGGUAUAUUCUUCUUGAAAUCGGCUGAAAUAGCCAUUGUCGGACUUCAAGCCUCUGGGAAGACCUCUUUUGUUAACGUUAUCGGCUCUGGCCAGUGGAGCGAGGACGUGGUUCCGACCGUGGGAUUCAUAUUUCGCAAGGUUCGAAAGGGCAAUGUGACUCUGAAGAUUUGGGAUGUUGCGGGUCAACCGAAAUUCCGCUCAAUGUGGGAGCGCUACUGCCACGGCGUCGAUGCCAUUGUAUUCAUUGUUGACUCGGCAGAUCCUGAGAAAUUUAACACUGCCCGUUUCGAACUCCACCAACUCUUGAGUCAGUCAGCACUAGGUGGUGUCCCUCUGCUUGUUUUGGGCAACAAGAACGAUCUGGAUGGUCACGUACCAGUCAAAGAACUCAUUCGUGAUCUACAACUGGACAAAAUCACCGACCGUCCCGUAUCUUGUUAUUCGUGUUCGAUGAAGAGUCAACAUAACCUUGACAUCGUCCUACAAUGGCUGUCUGGCCGAAGUCACUGA
Mycena indigotica is the source of this 549-nucleotide messenger RNA. RefSeq names its product Adp-ribosylation factor-like 8b. Gene Ontology annotation, biological process: protein transport. Gene Ontology annotation, cellular component: lysosomal membrane. Bases 1 to 549 code for a protein of 182 amino acids. The record is from RefSeq and is a predicted model, not a curated record. NCBI's taxonomy places the organism in Eukaryota, Fungi, Basidiomycota, Agaricomycetes, Agaricales, Mycenaceae. Gene Ontology annotation, molecular function: GTPase activity; GTP binding. The transcript has 13 exons.